Messenger RNA from Penaeus chinensis, 4464 nucleotides. RefSeq names its product anoctamin-8-like (gene wwk). Gene Ontology annotation, biological process: chloride transmembrane transport. The record is from RefSeq and is a predicted model, not a curated record. NCBI's taxonomy places the organism in Eukaryota, Metazoa, Arthropoda, Malacostraca, Decapoda, Penaeidae. The coding region runs from base 587 to 3607 and encodes 1006 amino acids. Gene Ontology annotation, cellular component: plasma membrane. Gene Ontology annotation, molecular function: chloride channel activity. The transcript is spliced from 19 exons.
GGCGUUGGGUCAGUCUCUCCCCAGCUAUGCCGGAGAGCGGACGUGCGUGUCUCCGUCUCGCGCCAUCGAUACGAAAUUCGGCCAGAGCGGGAGCAGAUCCGAUUGUCCGGAUGUGUUCGUUGUGACUUCGAUAAUCGGGUAGACUUCGUGGUGGAUUUCGGUACUCGGGUGACGUUCGCUAUCGGAUGAUUUUGAGUAAUUUUGUCUCGAAAGAAGGAUUAGAUCAUCCGGUGUGAUGAGAUUUCGAUAAGCGUUCCUGUUAUAUAUAUACGUUUUUUGUUUUUUUGUUUUUAAAGAAAAGAACAAAAAAAUAGUCAAAGUUUUAAACGAUAAAGGCUUCUUUGAUUUCCUUUGACUUUAAAUAAACGAAAAUGGAACCAGAGGAUCUUGAUAUAACGUGAGAUAAUAUUGCACAUACAUAUUCCCGAAAAAAGGAAGAAAAAUAAAAUGAAUUCUGAUUAAAAGAACAACAGUAGCAAAAAAAAAAAAAAAAAAAAAAAAAAAAAAAAACAGGAAACCUAAAUUCAAAACUCAAAAAUAAAAAUUGUAAUGGAAAGACACCAAUAGAAACAAAAGAAUAUACAAAAUGUGCGAGGAAGGUAGUGAAGACACAACAGCGAGCCGCCUCCUCCGCCGCAAAAUUCCUCAGAGCGGCCACCUGAUGCUGCCGAAGAGGAUGUGGAUGCAGACGGUCCCCACGCAGGACUGCGAGGUGGUGGUGGUAAUGGCGGGCGGGACGAGAGAAUCGACGCUACACUGGCUCCUCGCCCGCCUCAAAGCACGCCUACCAGAGCUCACCGUGGGCGUGAAGAACCACCAAGCCACGAAUUCCUACGCCCUCUACCUCUCCGCGUCCUAUGAUGGAUUGAUUAAAGGCGGCGAGGAAAUGCGUCUAGUGAAACGGACGAAAGUGGAGUACGGAGGCGGCCUCAGGGAACUUUCGCACACGGAGCUCGCAAUAUUCCAGGGCGUGGAGGACGGUGGCACUUUCUUCUCGACCUUGGAGCGCCAGAGCAUAGUCCUGCACCUCUUGCAUUCCCUAAGGGCCCCGCAGGAGGAGUCCGUGGAGGGGACGACGUUCAGGGAAGGACAGGCCAUAAUCCCUAAGUUCCAGUCUGAAGGCUUAAUCCACGGGAUUUUACCCCUUCACGACUAUGAGAAGCUGGAGGCGCUAAGGGUCACGUGGGUACAGACUUUCUUCAAGUACCAGCCUAUUGAGGCGAUCCAACAAUAUUUCGGCUCCAAAAUCGCCAUUUACUUCGCCUGGCUCGGGCACUACACCACCGCCCUCACAGUGCCAGCUUUCAUCGGCCUCAUAUUCUGGGUCUUCCUCUGGGGACGCGACCAAGUCCUCGAAGACGUGGGUUUCGUCAUGUUCGCCUUCCUGAACGUGGUGUGGGCCUCCAUGUGGCUCGAGGCGUGGAAGAGACGCAGUGCCGAGCUCGCCUACAACUGGGGGACACUCGAUUCGCAGGUUGAAGUUUUCUCCGAACCCAGGCCACACUUCACGAUGGCAAUGGGAGAGCUGCGCGUGAGUCCCGUGACAGGGAGGCUGGAGCCCGAGUACCCUGCCUGGCGAAGAAACCUCAUUCGAUACCUCGUGACUCUUCCCCUCAUCAUGUUCUCCCUCAUGGUCGUGUUUGUGGUCAUGUUGCUCAUUCUUCAGCUACAGGACCUCUGUGAUGCCUUCAUAUCAGCCCACGAGUACACCUUCUACCUAUCCUACGCACCGAAGAUCCUUAUGGCUCUCACCAUUUCUGCGUUUGAUGAAGGAUACACUCUCUUUCGUUUUGUGAACUCCUUUCUGUCGCUCUUCUAUAUCGCAUUCUACUUACAAGACAUGGAGAGGCUUAAAGAACAACUCGCCGCUCUCCUCCUCACGCGCCAGGUCGUAGGCAACAUCAAGGAAUCCUGCAUACCGUAUCUUCUCGAGCAGUUCAAGCUUGCCAAACUGAGCUUCGACUUGUACGGCGCUCUGUCGCCUUCAGAGGAAAGCAAAGAGCAAGAUUGGCCGCAAGAAAACCCCCCACAACCUGCAGGAGAACAAACACAGGUUGGAGUGUCAAGGUACGAAGGCACAUUCGAAGACUACCUUGAGAUGUUCAUCCAGUUCGGUUACGUCACCCUCUUCUCCUCCGCCUUCCCUCUGGCUGCGAUGUGCGCUUUCCUCAACAACCUCAUCGAGAUCAGAUCGGACGCCUUCAAGCUGUGCUGUGUGUUCCAGAGGCCUUUUGGACACAGGGCGCAGAGUAUUGGGGUGUGGCAGGAUGCAAUGGAGCUGAUGGGUGUUCUAGGAAUCAUGGUCAAUUGCAUGUUGAUAGGCCUUUCCGGGCAGGUUCACCGGAUGUUCCCAGAAAUGUCAACAGCUCAUACUAUAUUGCUCAUUAUUGUACUGGAGCACGCCAUGAUCGCCCUGAAGUACGGCAUCAGCUACGUCAUUCCCGACAUCCCCGCUUGGGUCGCGACGGAGAUGGCGAAGGUGGAGUUCCAGCGGCGCGAGGCCCUCCGCCGCCUCUCCACCUCCAACUCUCCCCCAACACGUGAGGAAUCCCAGUCACCCUCCCCUAGCAGGUACUUGUUUGGGCAUUCGAUAACGUCUACCACUGAGUAUGUGGACCGUAGUGCCCAGACGGACAUUAUGUAUUCCAGGAGACGAUCCUUCAAGACGUCGCCGGCCAGCACCAUAGACGAAGACGAGGUUCUGUCUCCCACCGACGUCGAGCACGAGACCCGAAGCGUGGCGUCGGAAGCGGCGGCGGCCGAGACCAGAGCGGCGGCGACGGCGGGAUCCGAGCGCGACGGACGGAAGGAGGACGACAUGCGCAUGCGCGAGCUCGAGAGUUUCGAGGGCGCGAAGGCGCGGCCGAUCGUGCGCCUCGGUCGGAGCGUGUCGGCGUGCGAGCGCGUGCACCACCGCGUGCCGCGCAUUCACCGCAUCAUGAACCAAGAGAGCGCCGAGUCCAAUGACUCGGAGGAGGACCUCAUCACCAAGCCCUUCGAUAGCCUGCCGCUGCUGUCGGCACCAGCCGCCAUGGACAACAAAAACCGGCUGUUCCGGUUCUCGCCGGAAAACGAGCGCGUCCUGGGGGCCAUCAAGCCUCGGUCGCGCCUCCUCGAGAAGCCGGACUUCUCGUACGGGACGCAGCUGUCGUCGCGCUCGGUCGAGUGCGUGUCGGACACGUCGGCGCUGAUCCGCUUCUCGGACGACUCGCGGAGCCACAUCAGCGAGGAGGGCGAGGGCACGCCCGAGCAGAGCACGGGCAGCAGGUCGCCCACGCCCCCGACGGAGGAGUCGAAGGAGGUCGGCACGCCUCGCGCGCACUCGCUCGAGCAGACGCCGUCCCCGAGCAAGGAGGAGGUCAAGGAGGGCCCCGCGCGCCGCAAGCCCCCCAUGAAGUUCCUGAAGCGCGCGCAGAGCCUCUCGUACGUGUUCAAGCGCACCAAGCCCGAGAAGAGGAAGAAGAUCAUUCGCGACGACUACGCGGCGCUGCCCACGACGGUGGAGCCGCAGGGCGAGAUGGCCCUCGUGCCCCUCGAGAAGCUCGUGGCCAUCGAGGACAUCCAGAUGCAGCCGUCGCUCUCCAGCUACAGCUGCUACGCCGACUAGGGGUGCCCCGUCGCCUCCCUUCUGCCGCGGCCGCCAGCGCGUCGCUCGCCCGCUCGGCGGCCCAACAGCUGCUUUUAGAGGACCGGCGCAAUUGCACAGUUCUUGUGGCCUCGUUUAGACGUGUAAUAAAUCAUAAAAAAAUAAACAAUAAAAAGGAUUAGUCGAGGCUUCAACUUCAUAAAAUCUGGGACAAAGAAAGUAGCUCAUACUAGAUUAGCGGAAUCCGACACGUGUGUUUGUUUAGGCCUUACUCCCCCCAGCCGUCUGCCGCGGAGGGGGGCCAAAUCUAUGGUUACGUCAUCAGUUCGACAGGUGUGUGGUCAAGGCACACUCGGUGUUACGCAUAAUUACUUGUUGAUGUAUAAUAUAUAUAAAGCAUAGACAGAGAUACCACAAAAAAGAGAUAAAUUUUGUUAUCUAUUUGACGAAUAGAUAAGCCUUUAAUGAAAAAUCACUUACGCUUCUACACAGUUGAUGAUGUGUGUACAUGAAAUAUGCUAGCAAGUUUGUAUGCGUGUGUGCGUUGCAUCUUUGUGUACACGUGAACGUAUCUCUGGAGUGUGUGAACAAGCAACAUUGUGUGUGUCUAUCAGCCAAACGCCAAGCCGAGACGAAGCGAAUUAGCGUGUCGAUGUGUAUCUUGCCUCCUUCGUGGUUUCGUCCCUUUUCUCCUUCGUUCAGUGACUCACGAGCUUUGUAGCGAGUUUAUUGGCUUCGGUGUGUAAAGCUGUGCAUCAAUGGGCUUGCUUUCAUACGGGAGGGAGAGAAGAGAAAGAAAGGAAGAGAAAAUAAGGUUGAGUGAGAGAGAGAGAGAGAGAGAGAGAGAGAGAGAGAGAGAGAGAGAGAGAGAGAGAGAG